Rhagoletis pomonella (apple maggot) is the source of this 1098-nucleotide messenger RNA. RefSeq lists its product as uncharacterized. The transcript has a single exon. The record is from RefSeq and is a predicted model, not a curated record. Bases 1 to 1098 code for a protein of 365 amino acids. NCBI's taxonomy places the organism in Eukaryota, Metazoa, Arthropoda, Insecta, Diptera, Tephritidae.
AUGAAAAUUUCAUCAGUUUCUGAAGCAAAACGUUUGUAUAACACAACCAACGAAACCAUAAACGCACUAAGGGUGCUCAAAGAGCCAGUAGAGCACUGGGAUUCAAUUUUACUUUUUAUACUUGAGAAAAAACUAGAUUCUGAAACUCAUACUUUGUGGUAUCGAGAUAGAAAGUCGGACGAAUCGACAACUAUACAACAUUUUUUAAAUUUUUUGGAAAAGCGUGUAUUUGAACUCGAAAAUACAUCUAAGGGCACAAACCACCAAUCACAUCAGAGUUACAAUAAGCAAAAACAAUCACGCACCUUUACUACUGUUAUGCAGGCAUGCCCUGUUUGUUCUUCGAAUCAUCCACUAUACAACUGCAGUAAAUUUAAGGAACUCAACGUAGAAGCAAGGCGAAAGGUUGUCCAGCAAGGCAACAUGUGUUUUAAUUGUUUGCAAGCAAAUCAACAGGCUGUGAAUUGCAAACGAUCAUUUUGUCGUAAAUGCAACGGUAAGCACAACACGCUUCUGCACUUAGAUCGGUCGUCGACAGAGAAGCAACAAACAAGUGCAUCUCAACCACCAAUGCGAAGUGAUGAAUCUACAAGCAUUAGUGUGAACAGUUUGCAAAGUCCACAGUCAAUCACGUUGCUCCCAACUGCUUUGGUGGUGGUUGAGGAUGCGACUGGUUCACUGCAGCAAUGUCGCGCCUUGCUGGAUUCGGGAUCACAAGGCACACUUAUUUCUGCAGCAUGCGUGCAACGUCUUCAACUAAAACCCAAAUACGACAACACUAUUCUCUAUGGAGUAGGAGCAACGGAUGGAAGUCGCUCAAAAGGAAAAGUGUACAUAAGCAUUCAUGCACUUCAAGGCAAGACCAUCUCAACAGAGGAACUUUGUUUAUCAAAUCUAACACGGAACUUACCUUCACAUAAGGUCUCUAGCCAGACCACAGAGUUUUUUAAGCAUUUGGAAUUGGCUGACCCGUACUACGAUAAGCCAGGUCGCAUUGACCUUAUUCUCGGAGCAGAUGUUCUAGCCGAUUGCAUCUUACCAAGCAUUAUACCGCACCCCAGUGGCUCACCAUCGGCAAUGCACACAAUUUUUGGAUAG